This is a messenger RNA of Porites evermanni, 1043 nucleotides long. The record is from the annotation of a GenBank genome assembly. Lineage: Eukaryota; Metazoa; Cnidaria; Anthozoa; Scleractinia; Poritidae.
AUGGAUACUGAAUGGGAUCGCAAAUGUGCGCGUGUACUCCUUAGCUUGUCUAGAUCGAACUCUGAACUAGAAAAUCUCGGUUUGGAUGCAAACAGUGUUCGCAGUGCUAGUAAAGUGAUUGUGAAUGGAGUGCAAGAAUGUGAGUACGCAAAAUUAGCAGCAAAAGAGAUGGUCAAUUUGAGAAUUGAUUCUAAAGUGAAACACCUUGCCCAGGAAAUUGUCUCCAUGAAAGAUCUCCAUGCCAAAAAGAGAAAUACUUGGACUAGUGAACGUUUGAAGGAAUUGGAAGACAGGAUUGAAAAUGCAGAAAAAGCAAAGAAAAUGCUCCAUAAUCUCCAACUCAGCGAGACUAAAUAUUCACAGCAGAGACUUCAGCAGAUGCAGAAAAGAACAGCUACCAAACUUCUUGAAGAAGACACCUAGGAGCAGGGGCUAAUGAAAAAGUCGACGAAGCUUGUGAAGAGUUUAUUGCAAAAGCUAUCGAAUCAAAGGCAACGUAUCAUGGUCGGCGCAAAGAAACUGUAAUGUUUACCAACAGAAGGGUAAAGGUCCGCGAUUUGUUAAACAUUGCAAACUAUGACCUGGAAAAACGCGGUAAAGCACCGAUCUCAUCAGCGGUUACUGCUUGGAAUCGUUCGAGGCCACGAGAUAAAAGAAGCAUACAAAGCGCAAAGCACAAGGGACAUGCUUUAUUUUGUACUAAAAAACCACCAAAGACAGAAGACCAAAUGAACGAAAACACCCAUUACCAACGUGCGCAUGUUCGUAAUAUAAAGACUACUUUUUUUGGCUCAUCCACACCAGACAAUAUCCGCGAACUAAGUUUUAUGCGAUCAAUAGACGACAAAGCGCAUUUGAGGCCUGGAACCUCAGAGGGUUUCGCUAAAACUAGAAACUCACGGAUUCUAACCUUAUCUGCUGAAGAAAACGCUCGAAAACUCCCUAAAUAUGACUGGCCAGAAAGUAAAAUGUACAUAACGUCCUCCACCCAUCAAGUUUUUACGCAAAAACCAGUUGCUAUUGACAAGGGAGAAAAAUUGUGA